AGAGAGAAGAAAACACGGAAAUCGAUUUGGAAGCGAGUUUGUUUUGAUAUCGAACAGUCAUUGUGUCGACCAAGGAAGACACGAAACUUAAUACCGAAUUCGCAGUCUUCUGAAAAUGGCGAAACUACAGUCUUUGAGUGUAUUUGUUAAUGAACGUUUAACAGUGGCUGCUGUGGAGAUUUUUGACGUUGUAGAGAAAGUGGUAGCCAAGUACCAGGAGGAAAUUUCCCGAUCUAAAGAGGAGAAUGACCAGCUACGGAGACUUCUGCGGAUCACAACAGAGAUAAAAGAGGAGGAAACCCCUGAGCAGCAGCACUGUGAGCAGGAGUGGAGCCCCAGUUUGAUGCAGGAGAAACCAGAACCUAUACAGAUUAAAGAGGAACAGGAGGAAAUCUGGACCAGUCAGGAGGUAGGGAAGCUUCAAGGCCUGGAGGCGGACACCAUAGAGUUCAUAUUCACUCCUCCUUGUGUGAAAAGUGAAUGUGAUCUUACCCAAACCCAGACUGUGGAUGACAGAGGGAGUGACUUUAAACUGUUGGAUCGCAACCCUUUUGGCACUGUGACUCACAUAAAGGGUCUUGACAUUUCGUGUAACCCUCCAGAUAAUGAAGGUAAUACCUCCAGCCACAGCUCAGCCAUAAGCAGCGACCCGUUAGGACUUGACAGCAGCCCACCUUUGAGGAAACAUACAAAAACCAGCACCACGUCUAAAAAAACUCAUUGCUGCCUUGACUGUGGCAAAUGCUUCACUCAGGUUGGCCGACUGAAGAUGCACUCGAGGAUUCAUUCAGAGGCGAAACCAUUUAGCUGUGGAGACUGCGGGAACAGAUUUCAGCUGAAAGGAGAACUAACCAAACAUAUAGUGAUUCACACUGGAGAAAAACCAUUUAACUGUGGUGACUGUGGAAAAAGUUUCAAUCGCAAGCUUACCCUCAACAGGCAUAUACUGCUUGUCCACAAAGAAGGAACACAGUACGAAAAUGGAAAGAAUAAAGGGGAGAAGCCAUUUUGUUGUGGUGACUGCGGGAAAAGUUUCACUCGUAGGCAGACCCUGAACAGACAUAAAAUGAUUCACACAGGAGAAAAACCAUUUCAUUGUGGAUUUUGUGGGAAAGGCUUCAAUCGCAAGGAGACCCUCAUUGAUCAUAUCCAGAAUCACACAGGAGAAAAACCAUUUAGCUGUGGUGACUGCGGGAAAAGCUUCAACAGGAAGAGGAACCUAACUUCUCAUUUACUGACUCACACGGAAGAGAAACCAUUUAGCUGUGGUGACUGUGGGAAAAGCUUCAAGCAAAAGAGUGACUUAACCAAACAUAUAAUGAUUCACAUGGAAGAGAAACCAUUUAAGUGUGGAGAAUGUGGAAAAAGCUUCAAUUACAAGGUUAACCUCAACAGGCAUAUGCUGUUCAUCCACAAAGAAAGAAAACAGGAAGAUAGUGGAAAGAAGAAAGGCAAUUAAGACACAGAGAUCUUCUGUCAGGAGAUGAGAAUAAGAAGCAGGAUAUGGACAAGACUGUUAAGAAAGCAAAGCAGCUCUGGAUCAUUCAUCUUGUAGGUUUCAAAUACAUUGAUAUGUGAUUCCAUCUACUUUUGUAAAAUGUUAUUCAAUGUAAAUCAUGUUUGCUUUUAUUUGAAUAAUGAUCAAACAGUACAGUACAGGCUGUUGUUCAAAGUAUGGUGUGGAUGUUUUCACGUUGUUAGAAACAGCAGUUUCCCGGUCUCUUAAGGUGAUGAGAGAAUGGUGAGACUGACGUUAUUAAUACGUUCAACAUUUUGUAAAACAUUUUAAAGAACUACUAAUGAACUAAUAAAACAUUUUAUUAUGAA
Molecule: messenger RNA, 1827 nt
Organism: Salvelinus fontinalis (brook trout)
Lineage: Eukaryota; Metazoa; Chordata; Actinopteri; Salmoniformes; Salmonidae
Product: zinc finger protein OZF-like
Exons: 1
Coding region: 116-1459 (447 amino acids)
Source: RefSeq, a predicted model, not a curated record